Molecule: messenger RNA, 867 nt
Organism: Miscanthus lutarioriparius
Lineage: Eukaryota; Viridiplantae; Streptophyta; Magnoliopsida; Poales; Poaceae
Source: the annotation of a GenBank genome assembly
AUGCAGCCUUUGCUCAAAGAAUCGGCAAAUACCAUACCGCCUACAGCAAAUGGACACAGCACUGACUGUAUCCAGCAACAAGUUGUUGCCUGUGAAGAAACGGUCGUUCUACUAGGCAACAACGACCAUUUGAUGUGUGCCAAGCCUGCUGAUUCAGGCCUCACAUCACAAGAAGGUUCAGACAGCAACGCGGCAUCAGACACUCAACAAUCGCCCUCGCCAACAGACGAAGGAGAAGAAGAAGCUCCGAACCAGAACGGCGCCGGAAAGGAUAAGCAGAAAGAACCGGUUUCAGCGGGCUGUUCGUCGCGCCAGCUCUUCCCUCCUGGCAGGAUCAUCCACAUGGUUGCGCUGCCCCCGCCGCCGGACCCAAACUCCGGCGACGGCACGGGCAGCGAUGAGGUCAUUGGGAUAUACGAGACGCCGAGGGAUUUGUACGGGAAGAUACGGCUCGCGCCCAACAUGAUUAAAGAACAUCACAUGCCUAGCUAUAUAAGUACGAUGGAAUCGUUGUUGGAACAGCUUGAGAAGGACGAUGAUGAUACCAGUAGAGCACCUCCAGGCUUCCAUGAAACAAAUUCAGGCGUCCGUCCGUCCCCUUCCGCUGCAACCCGCAAGCCUGCUGCAUCUCUCGCAAGGAUCGACAUGGCCGCCUCUGGUGGUGGUGGUGGUGGUGCUGCUCUCCGCGGCCUCGUCGUCGUCCUCGCCGUCGUCUCCGUCUCCAUGUGGGGUGCGGAGGCCACGAUCAACGUCAAGGAGACGUGCUCGUUCACGGCGCACCCGGACCUGUGCGAGAAGGACAUGACCAAGCUGCUGGGCCUGGGAGGCGCGCCCGCGCCGGCGCCGGCAGCGACGACGUCGGCCUGA